UUCAGGUUAUGAAGUCCCAUCCUCCCAGAUUGCUCUCUUCGAUUCGCAGUUGUUUGUACUUUGUUACACUUUUGAAGCUGUAACGGUAUCCUUGGUUUUGUCUGACUAAACUGUGAAGAGAACGUGCUAACACUUGAUAUGAAGUUCAGAGUUAUACACUAAUGCAAUACUGAAUCUAGAGAAUAUGAAACCUGAAACUUCAAGGCAUCAUUUGGAGGAUAUUUUUUAUGUUUAUUAAAAUGCACAUGAAUGUCAGGGGAACUUACAUAUAUGUGGAGACAGAAGCAAGUUGUUGACAAGUAAAUGAGAGCUCAGGUGUUCCUGCCUGCAGCACAUAAAAUGAAAUCAACCCCUGUCAAAUAGAGUUAGGCUGCAGUUCUCUCUGUGCUGCUGAUAGUCCAGUCUUCUUUGCUGGGAAAGUACCGGGUCCUUGUGAUGGGAUUAUAUCCUAAGAGUAUACUGCUGAGUGAGGGGUGUGAGUACAGAUGUGCAACCUGGCGUGACCACUGAGCACUGAAACCUUUUGUAAUAUGUGUGAAGUCUUUUCCUGCUUGCACUGGAGCUGUUAAAUAGUAACCUGCUAAACAAUUGCUUUGCUAUACUGAUAAUUGCCCUGUCCUAUUAUAAUUUAAGAGAACCGUUUAAGGAAGUGUUUGACCUCAGGUGUUUGUUCUUUGCUGGCUUCUCAGGUUUCCUUCCACUAGGUAUUUCUGUCAUCUCUCUUGGUGUGGUUGCUGAAAUAAUUUUGGUAUUUGGAGAGAGGAGAAAUAGGGUUUGGGAUCAACCUGAAGUGAAUCUGUUACUGCUGGAGGAAAAAUUCACUCCUGCUGUGAGCUACUUAUGCCAACCUCUUUUUCUCCUUACCUUUUUUCUCCCACUUGGAGCUAUCUGCAGCUCAUUUCAACCAAACACAGAUUACUGAUGAGAAAUAGUUGUUUUGAAAUUGGAAUUUUGAAAUCUGACCUAACUAGUCAGCUGUGGCUGUAAGGGAAAAUCCCAUCUUUUAGUCCUUAUCUUUAUGCUCCUGCUGCCUUGGAUUCAUCCUACAUGGCAGUUUUGUGGCCACGGAAUGAGUUAAUGUUCUCUACUGGAGCAGCUGUAUCUCAGGGCAGGAUUUCUGAUGUAUCAGGCACCUGAACCAUGGCUGUAGGACUAAAAGAGAGGGGAUCUUUGUCUGGAGUUGGGAGGGGGGAGAAGAGGGUAGGAUUGCACUUUCUCUAACCUCUGCAACCUCAGAGAGGAGGUAGGAAACUCGUGUUGGGCGGGAAUGAUUAUGGAGUUUGAUUAAUUGCACAAUCUGAUUCAGGGCCAGGGAGGAGGUGGAACAUGCCAAACGAGAUUAGCAAGUCAAUUCACUUUUAGGGUAGGGAGGUGGCAAGCUGAACCAGGACACUAGAAAAAAUAGAAGUAUGACAAAAAUGUGUUAUCAUAAAGGAGCAGAGCCUGGAUCUUUUGGUAGGAUAUGCUGUUAUGUAAGGAGGGGGUAGUGUUCCUCUAUUCCUGGGGAGAAAGCCUGUGUAGGUGGUGAAGCUUUCAAGUUGCCUGCUUGGACACAGCAAAUCCUGUUUGUUGUCACUUACCUGGCUGAGGACGAGCAGCUUUGAUUUCUGUUGUAAGAUGGGACAGAGGAGAGGAGAGAGUCUCACACCUUUGCCUGCCCUGUUGCAGCCCCUAAAACUCUCAGGUGACCACCAGCCAUGGGUUUGGCAGUUGUGCUUUCUUGCUUUGGCUCACCUCCUGUUGUUUUACCAGGAGAGCUCAUCCUGAAUCCUCCCAGCUUCCCAUCAGGAGCAUGACAGUUGUUUAUGCUGACAUUAAACAGGGCUGCCAGGAGGGUUGUGGGGUCAUUGCAGACUCUGGAGUGUCCCCAGCAUCCUGCUGGGGUGGCUGGAUUUCCGUGUAUGAAUUGUGGUCACACCUUUUCCCUAUGGCUCCUUUUGUCACCUGCCUGAGCUGCUGCCAGGUUGCAGUUCAGCCAGUUCCUGUUGCAGUACCUGGAAUAAAGUAUGGGGGUUUUUAUUGUCAAGGAGCUUCAGGUCAUGUUGGAGCAAACAAGAGGAGCUUUGUGAAAGUUUAAAACAAACUGCAGAGUCUUGCUCUUUGCUGUAUAUUGAGGACACACGUGAUCCUGCCUUCUCCAUUGUGCUGGUGUAGGGAGCUCAAGUGCUGAAAAAACUUGAUUUUUCCUUUUCCAAGGCUUUCUGAUGGUGUGGAGCUUUGUGCAGUGCUGGUACUGGGUCAGGGAAAUGGGGUGGAAGAGGGAGUGCUGGUCAAGCCUUGCCAGCAGCAUUGUUUAGCAGCACUCACACUCAAGCUGGAGGAGUCUCUCAUUCUCAUUGUAGUGGAAACACUACAGCCAUUUUUUGAACAAAUUGCAAGCUCAUGAAUGUUUCUGAUGUGCUCAAACAGAGCUUUGUGAGCUGGGGAGUUGCCUCUUACUAGCCAUUCUGGGACAAAAGCAGAGUGUUUUGAUGGAAGCUGGCUUUGGGUCAAGUUCUGAGUGCAUCUUUCCUUUGUGUCUCCACUGCUUUGUACCAUGCCGAACUCUUCAAAUAAAUAAUACAUUAUAAAAGUCAGAGAAGGCUGCAAUUUAUAUAGCCUUAAAGUUCUCCACUGCAUUUUUGAUGUGCAGUUUAGUGAUGUUAAUUACUUAGCUCUGAAAUGGAUAACUGCUGAUUCAAAUGUUAUGAUUAGAAAAUAACCCAAUAACUCAAGCAGACUAUUUACUUACCACCUUCUCUUGUUUGGAGAUCAGCAGUAAACAAAGGCAGAGUGAAGAAUUUGCCACGUCGUGACUGAAGGUAGAAGGAAAAAAAAAUAAACCUGCAAGGAGAUCAGCCUAGCAGCAGAUAUUCCACAUUUGUGGAAUCCAGAGGCUUUGGGGGAAUCUUUGUUAGACUUCCAGAAGAACAAAUAACGCUGUCACACGUACAUAAUUGUGUCACCUGCAGUCUGGUGCCAGCUCUAGUGUAGAUGGCUCAGCUUCCUCCUGGGAUUCGUUUCAUCACUUCAUUCUCACGGGAUCAGUGGUAUAGAGCUUUCAUUUUCUCUCUCACUUUCCUGCUGUAUGCCAGCUUCCAUCUCUCAAGGAAACCUAUCAGUAUAGUGAAGGGAGAGCUGCAUAAGCAUUGUGCAAGUCAAGUUGAACUUGACUCCUUCAAAGAAUAUGCUGCCCAGAUCCAGCCUGUCAAAAAGCCAUUUAAUGCCUCUCAGUGUGGAUGGGAGCCAUUUGAUAAGAGCAACUACAAACAGCUACUGGGAGCACUGGAUUACUCAUUUUUGUGUGCAUAUGCAGUUGGAAUGUAUUUAAGUGGACUCAUCGGAGAGCGGCUGCCCAUCCGGUACUAUCUGACAGGGGGGAUGCUCGCCAGUGGCCUCUUCACUGCCAUGUUUGGAUUGGGUUAUUUCUAUAAUGUGCAUAAUCUGUGGUUUUACAUAAUGGCCCAGAUAGCUAAUGGGUUGGUGCAAACCACUGGUUGGCCGAGUGUCGUUACAUGUAUUGGCAACUGGUUUGGAAAAGGAAGGAGAGGUUUGAUCAUGGGAGUCUGGAAUUCACACACUUCAGUGGGAAAUAUUUUGGGAUCCUUGAUUGCUGCUUACUGGGUGUCCACAUGCUGGGGCCUCUCCUUUGUGGUGCCUGGGGUCGUCGUGGCUGUCAUGGGGGUUGUUUGUUUCCUGUUCCUUAUUGAACAUCCUAAAGAUGUCAGUUGCUCCUGCACACCAUCCAGUGGUUCUAAAACCUUCCUGAAUGGUGCCUCUCGGUGCAGAAUCCAGAUGCCGACCUUAAAUGCUAAGGAAAAUGGCAAACUUCAGGAUCCAGAGGUGCAGCAUUUACUCACUGACAGUGAGAACUGCAGCGUGUCCCUGAGCUCCAGCACUGUGGCCACUGGGGAAGGAAGGCACGGGACAUCAGCCAUCAGCUUCCUUGGGGCCCUGAGGAUACCUGGAGUCGUGGAGUUCUCCCUUUGUCUCCUGUUUGCAAAGCUGGUGAGCUACACUUUCCUCUUCUGGCUUCCCCUCUACAUCACAAAUGUAGAGCAUCUUGAUGCCAAAAGAGCUGGAGACCUUUCUACACUGUUUGAUGUGGGUGGGAUCUUUGGUGGGAUUUUGGCAGGUCUCAUUUCAGACAGGCUGGAGAAGAGAGCAUCAACCUGCGGGAUGAUGUUGCUGCUUGCAGCACCCACACUCUACAUGUUCUCUGCAGUCAGUAAAAUGGGCCUUGAGGCUACUGUAGUGAUGCUGCUUAUCAGUGGUGCCCUGGUGAAUGGCCCUUAUGCCCUGAUCACCACUGCUGUCUCUGCUGACUUGGGAACCCAUAAAAGCCUGAAAGGGAAUGCAAGAGCCUUGUCCACAGUGACAGCAAUCAUCGAUGGGACAGGGUCUGUGGGUGCAGCUUUGGGGCCUCUUCUGGCUGGCCUUAUUUCCCCUUCUGGCUGGAACAACGUGUUUUACAUGCUCAUGGUGGCAGAUGCAUGUGCCUUGCUACUCUUACUCCGUCUUAUCCAGAAGGAACUUCAGUGUCAUGCAGAUCACAGCCUGUUCAAAGAGCACUGAGCCACGAGACCAGAGCUGGGAUGAGGAGUGUGCCAAUGGAUGGAGCUCUUCCCUGAAAACCAAACACCUUAUCCUGUAUUUAAAGAGUCUCAGUGUGGUGAAGAGCCUUGCAGGUUUGCUGGGAGCAGCUGGUAAAUCCCUGGAGCUCUGAUUUUUGCACAUGACUAAGUACCUCAGGAUGGCAACUGUUCACCAGAUGAAGAAAUGGGGACUUGGGGAAGGUUUCAGCAGCAUGCCUCAACUGAGCCAAAGAGAAAUACCAAGUGCCUUUUUUAUUUCUUUUGAUAGGAUGUUUUUAAUCGAAAAUAUGAACUGUGUAUUUGCCAAAAAUCAAGGCAAAGCUAGAGCAGGAGGAAGUUGAAAUUUUAGCAGUGUAUGAAUGACUGUCCCAGUGUCAGUGAGCAUAGUAUGUGUCUCUUAUGUCAUCUUGUGUAUGCUGAGAGCAUCACUUUAUAGAGGACAAUAUCAGCUGGUUAUUAAGGUGUGCUACUAUUAGUAUUUGAAGCUGCUCAGACAAUAAUCACCCCACUGUAUUAUUAGUUUUUAGCUACAGUUCUACUUCCCAAGGACAGCAUCCAGCCUUUUGGUAGGUUAUAAAAUAAAAUUUACUCUUCCUGUGUACUGCACUUAGCAGUCUUCACGGAUCCUCUGGAUAGAUGUUAGUCCUCCAUUAGGAUUAUACAAAAAAAAGGAGUUCUAAGCAGCAAAAAGCAGUUUAUGAGUCAGAAUUUCCAGUGGGGGCUCUAAUGAUUUUUCAGGGCAUUAUAAAACGGUUGUGCAAACGUCAAGGAAUUGUGCUGCUCUGCUAGGCUGGGCUGACAUGAGAGGGGUUUUUUUGGGGUGGCAGAGAGCUGUGAGCUGUCCUGUGCUUCUGCACCACAGGACUGAGCAGGUGGAGCUGGCACAGGGGUCUCUGUAGGGUUUCAGUGCUGGUGUGUGCACGUGGAAGUCAUUGUCAGAUCUGGGCCUUAAUAUCCAGAAAUCUCUCUCAAAUGGCUCUGGGUUUCAGAUUUGGAGCCAAAAUAUCAGAGAAGAAAAAUUACCUGUGUGGGUGGUAGUUUGUAAGAGAACAUUUGAGUACCUAGUGCUACCCAGAAAAUAGAUGGUUUAAUGUCUUCAGAACAUAUCAUUUCUCUGUACAGCUGUCUGCUUUGCAAACAGAAUGUUUUUGUGAUUUAUUUUUUUUUUUAAUGUUUUGUACAAAGUGAAAAGAAAUCUUUUUUUGUAUGGGGUGUUUAUACCUAGAUCACAAAGAUAAGGUAAUUUAAACUGUGUGUUAUCCUUAACUGUAUUUAUUAAAGCUCUAGGCCUUUGUCUUGCUCUAUGCUCUUAAGUUUUGUGAGACAGUGCAAGAGUCUUUACACUUGAUUAGCAAAACACUUUAAAAGCCCUGCAAAAUAUUCAGGAAUGUCCCAUCAGCUGCUGGCAACACUUAAUUUCCAGUUUUGUACCUGCUCAGUCUUUGAGUUUUUCCACUGUUUUGCUGAGCAGAGGUGCAGGGAUGACCUCAGACCCACAGGGACUUAGGGAAGGUGCCAGGUCCUUGCAGGGAGCUCUAGGAGGGUCCUGUCCCUGCACUCACCUGGCUGGAAGGCUGACCUCACACAUUUUGAGUAAGGCAGGGAGGAUGCUCAACAUACGAACUCAAAAAUCUGUGCUGUGCUUGGGCUGUGGUUAAAUGUGACAGAAUUGUGCAGUAACGUUCAUUGAAAGGAUUUCCAUCCUCCUGGAAUGGGAAAUGCUCCUCACUGAACCAGGCUGAACCUCGGGCACUGCUGAAACAGCCUCUGAUGGGGCAAAAAUAACAUUGCAACCUGAGAAGAGCUGUGCUGGCACAACUUCAAUGCCUGUGUGGGGAGGGAGAGAUGGAUGGAGGACCACUUUAGCUGGGGAUUCCAAUCCCCUCCCCCAAAAUUAUGUGUAGAGCUUUAUACUGGUUUACUGAAACAGUUCAAACUCUGCUGCACUCAGAUUUUGAGAAGCUGUCCCCUGUGGGCUGAAGCCUGAGGUUAAAAAGCUUUUGGUUGCAUUUCUGAAGAUACUUAAGUGUGUUUUGGGUUUUACUUGUUGGGGCUGCUGCUGUUAUUUAUUUAUUUAUUUGAAUAGCUUUUGCACUGCAGUGACUCGGGUAUGGGGUAAUGAGAGAUUACAUUUCAGUUCCUCCAAGCUACAAAUUUGUUGGACAAAAAGACAAAGAUUUGUUUUUCUUCUUUAAAAAACCCUAAAUGUCCCCCAAAUGGUGAAUAAACUGUGUGUUUUGUUAGUAUCAAGUGUCUAUAUCUAUUAAUCUGGAAAUGGGCAAGACUGACAAAAUUUUGUAUGUAAAAAUGUGAGUGACCAGUAGGUACAGCCAAAUUUAAGUGCGACUGCAGGGUUGCUUUGUUGGUUUUUUAAUGCUGAUUAUUGUGAAUUUUAUCCAUUCACCAUCCAUGUGUUGAAUAAAAAUAUAUUCAAAUCUAAA
Messenger RNA from Sturnus vulgaris (Common starling), 7015 nucleotides. Lineage: Eukaryota; Metazoa; Chordata; Aves; Passeriformes; Sturnidae. The record is from RefSeq and is a predicted model, not a curated record.